CUAAUAUCUUCAUUCUUCAUCCCCAUACACAAAAUAAGAGAUCUCCAAGAUAAUUUCCACAUAAAAUUUUUUAGCUCGAAAAGAUGUACUUGAGAACAAUGGCGUCUUCUUCGCCACCACCACCGCCAACAUCCCUAACAUCACAACAAUCAUCAUCGCAGCCGUCACAGCUUCCCCUCCGUAAGAUGCCAGGAUCGUACGGUUUGCCGUUGGUCGGACCGUUAUCGGACCGUUUAGAUUACUUCUGGUUCCAAGGACCGGAUAAGUUUUUUAAGACAAGAGCAGAGAAGUACAAGAGCACUGUGUUCCGUACCAAUAUUCCUCCAGCGUUUCCUUUCUUUGGCGACGUAAAUCCUAAUAUCGUCGCUGUCCUCGACGUCAAGUCUUUUAGCUAUCUAUUCGACAUGGAUCUAGUUGAUAAAAGAGAUAUUCUCAUCGGAGAUUUCCGGCCUAGCCUUGAUUUCUACGGUGGUAUUCGUGUCGGAGUUUAUCUUGACACCACCGAGCCGAAGCACGCCAAGGUCAAAGGCUUUGCAAUGGAGAUACUAAAACGAAGCUCGGAGGUAUGGCUACGAGAGCUUCUCUCAAACCUCGACAAGUUAUGGGAAACAGUAGAAUCCGACAUAAAAAAAAACGACGACGGCGCUUCGUACCUCAUUGCUCUCCAACGCUGCAUCUUCAACUUCCUCUCCACAGCUCUCACCGGAGCAAACCCUUCAGCGUCGCCGGACAUCGCCGAGAACGGUUGGCAAAUGCUCGACAAAUGGCUCGCUAUUCAGGUCAUCCCCACCACCAAGAUCGGCUUUGCUCAGCCGCUCGAAGAGAUCUUCCUCCACUCCUGGGCUUACCCUUUCUUCCUAGUCGCCGGAGAUUACCAAAAGCUUUACAAUUUCAUAAACGAGAACGCCGGAGAUGUUCUCCGGCUUGGGGAAGAGGAAUACGGGUUGACCCGGGAAGAGACGGUUCAUAAUCUCCUCUUCGUGUUGGGUUUCAACGCGUACGGGGGCUUUUCCGUCUUUUUACCGUCUCUCAUCGGGAGAAUCGCCGGAGAUAGUUCCGGUCUCCAGGAGAGACUGAGAACCGAAGUGAGGACGGUUUGCGGGUCCGGGUCGGUUCUGAAUUUCCGGACGGUUAACGAAAUGGAGCUGGUUAAGUCCGUGGUUUACGAAACGCUGCGUUUAAAUCCGCCGGUUCCUUUACAGUACGCACGUGCGAGGAAUGAUUUCAAGAUUAGCUCACACGACGCCGUUUUUGAGGUUAAGAAAGGAGAGCUUCUCUGCGGUUACCAGCCGCUGGUGAUGCGAGACGCUAACAUCUUUGACGAUCCGGAGGAAUUUAAACCGGAUCGGUUUGUAGGUCAGACCGGGUCCGAGUUGCUUAAUUAUCUGUUCUGGUCCAAUGGUCCACAAACCGGUACGCCGAGCGAGUCGAACAAACAGUGUGCAGCCAAAGACAUCGUUACUAUCACGGCUUGCUUGAUCAUCGCCGAUUUAUUUCUCCGGUACGAUAAAAUUAUCGGCGACGCAGGGAGUAUCAAGAAAGUUGUUCCAGCCAAAUGAGGAAGACUCAUUAGUUCUUCCACGGUUUCAUAUCAUAAUGUUAAUGUUUGGAGUGUGUGAAUAAGAUUUAAACUAAAACAAUGCGGUCUGUAACAGAAAUUGCCAGAGGUAUUUUCUUUUAAGUUUAUACUAGAUCUCAACCCGCGCAACCGCGCGGGUAUUUGUUUUCAUUUAUUUUUAUAUAAAUAUUUUGUUUUUACUUCUAAAUUUGUAUAUAUUAUCUAAGGUGUGCAUAUCGAAAAUGAUAUAUUCUAU
Molecule: messenger RNA, 1814 nt
Organism: Eruca vesicaria subsp. sativa (arugula)
Lineage: Eukaryota; Viridiplantae; Streptophyta; Magnoliopsida; Brassicales; Brassicaceae
Source: the annotation of a GenBank genome assembly